CGCUACCAUGGCAACAGCGAGAAAAGCAGGAUUGGGGGGGAGGGAAAGCCCUCAGGAUAAGCUAAGAUGGCGGACGACCUAGAUGCGUUGUUAGACGAAGUAGAAAGGAAGUUUUGUCGCCUCUCCAGGCAGGACUGCACCGAUAAGGCUCAGGCCCAAGAGCGGAAAAGAAACCGAUUCCGUGAGGAGGAGGAAGCGGCCGCGGCGGGAGAGAGGGCCAGAUUUUCCAAAGUAUUGACAAAAUAUGCUAGCGAAGAAGAAGACCUAGAUGGAAUAAUUAAAGAUAUAAUUGAUGAAAAGAGCUGUGCCAAAAAUGUUGAGAAACAAACAUCAAAAUUGCCCAGCUGUGCAUCUGAAAAUAAUAUUACAGUCAUUCAAGCCCAUGGUAAAAGAUGUUGCCCAGUAUACCUUGGUGGAAGCACUGCACCAUAUGGUAUUGGAACAAAUAUUUCACAGAGAACCUGUGAUCAGUUACGUUGUAUUGCGUGUGACUUCCGUGUUUCUCAUUACAAUGACUAUCACUGGGACAAAUCAUGUGAUUACCUCUUUUUCAGGAACAAUAUGCCUGAAUUCAGUAAGUUAAAGAUGAAGAUGGUACCAAAGAAGGGAUCACGGGCUUAUGCUUGUCAAUGUUCUUGGAGGUCUAUAAAUGAAUUGACAGAUCUCUCAACAGACCGUCAGCUCCGCUGGGUAUGUAGCAAACACACUGAAUGAAGUCUCCUUGCACAAUCAAAUGCCCACUUGUGUCUGAAGACCAGCAUUGCUUGCCGUUGUGUGUGAUGAAUCAAGUGUGUUCUAUAUUCAAUUAGGUCUUGUUGCUGUUUCAAAUAUAUACUGAGCACUUUGCCUAGUCUGCAGCUCCACUGUGAACUAACCUAACUGGGUAGAAUGAUAAGGCACAAACCUGAACUUCUGAUGCAUGGAGAACCAGGCUGGCAAGAAUGCCUUAGUCUGAGCACUAGGGAUGUUGCAGUGUUGCUAAAUAGUUUGGGCUCUGACACCUCCCUCCACCAGUACAGUGAUAUGAGGAGGAAGUCGAAAAGACCUAAUGUCUGUCAUAGAAGCCAUCUGACAAAUGUAGAAGAGAAAGAUACACAAAGCUAAUGCGUAGCUAUAGCACUUUUUAAAUAUAGUGCACUACUUGUGGAGCAUUUGAAACAUAAAAUAUUGAGGCAUUUGUAUAUUCUGAAAAAGAUUCUGACAAUGGGGAGUAAGAUAAUAGAGCUCUGGUGUUUUUCUGCAGUUAUGUAUUGAGUCUCAAUUAAUACCACUUUGGAGUAAUAGUUUAAUAGUAUAUUGGAGUAAUGACAUUCACAGUCAAGGCCAGAGCAAGUAGCAGUGUCAGAUGUGGUGAUGAUGCUAAUGACACCACAGUGUCAGAAUUCUAAAAGGUAUCAUUUCUAGAUCUUUAGGCUACAGUCUUAAUAGAAUUUUACCCGGGUUAAGCCCAGGUAAGGACAGAGUGCUCCUUGUUUCCAGGUCAACUUGUAUAGGAUUGGACUGUAUAGUGUUUAUGCCAUUCCACAUUAUCUCCUUAAGGCUGCAGUCCUGUAAGUAACUGACCUGAAAGUCCCAUUCAGUUCAGUAGGACUUCCCUCUGAGUAAAAUGCCUAGGAUUGAACGGCAGAAAGCUUUUCUUGUAAAGGAUAUUAUGAAAAAGCCAAUGCAUUUUAUGAAAUAAUAUCUUAAACCAACAAUUUUUCUUUGUGGAAGGGGCAAAAAAUCACUCUACAAUGUUUAAGCUAAUCUGAAAAUGUCAGAUAUUCGUGUUGAUCAUCUUGUAAGAUUCAGCAUAUUCAGAUUUGCUAUGUUUUUCUGUCAAAAUGCCAUAUGCAGUGACACUUGUUGAAUUGUAUUAACCUAGUUUUUUAACCAAUUCUUCUUUAUAUAUUGUUUUCUCUGCCUGUGAUACACAGUAUUACCCCAGCUGUUUUUCUGUAACACUGGAAGUUGAAGAGUGCUUGAACUUAAGCAAUAACGGGUCAAUAGCAAACAGUUCGUGAAG
Molecule: messenger RNA, 2005 nt
Organism: Pogona vitticeps (central bearded dragon)
Lineage: Eukaryota; Metazoa; Chordata; Lepidosauria; Squamata; Agamidae
Gene: CFAP418
Product: cilia and flagella associated protein 418
Cellular component (GO): cytosol
Source: RefSeq, a predicted model, not a curated record